CGGGCAAAUUUGGGGUGAAGUACCAACCCGGCGCGUCUCCAGGUGGCGGAUAGGAGAGGUCCCCAAGCUGAUGAUUACAGAUGAAGCUGGGGUCUGUGGGACUAUACGUCGGCUCGUAGUUUUAAAACACUAUUGGCAGCCUUCUAAAAUCCCACCGCGGACCAACUUCUCCUGCCCAGCUGUAGUGUCGUGGCUAAGGGCCUGCACAGGACUAACGAUGCCGACUGUCGGAUAGUCACUGACUAACGGCAGUUGACAAACCAUGCAACCCUGUGUUGUGGGGGAUCUUGCCUUAAUCGGCCGGAUCGAGAGGAGACAACCUCAGUAAAAACCCCAAGUUCAAGGUGGAACAUCCUAUGCCGACGAACUUGCUCUUGUAGUGACUCAUUGGGUUAAGAUGAGCCCCUAAUAGGCGAACUCCGGACACCUGCCGCCCUCCGGUUUCACUAGGCUUACCAGGGUACGGGAGCACUGCCCUGGUGGACUCUUAGUUCUUCCCCUCUCGUGGGAACAUAAAUGGAUACCCCAACUGAAAAACCAAUUACUAAUCCAGUCGAGACUGGGGAGGAUCCAGUCCCGGCUGCACCCUCGAAAGAGGAUAGUACAGAGGCUGGGACUAUACCCGAAUCUGAUACUUUUAACCGAGAAUUGGGGACGGAGGAGAAAUCCGGAACCGCCCCAGAGGAAAGUAAAAUUGAGACUACGACUGUCGGUGUUUCAAAGGAGUUGGAGAAACGUCAUCUGCUUCCCCCUCGUAAACGCCUGUCGGGAGCAUGUAGGAAACGCGUUAAACGUUUAGUGCAGUGUGGAACCGACCAUGAAACGGCUGUAGCGAUUGUUCUCCAAGCCAAAGAGAUGUCUUUACACCUCCCGAAAAUUGCAGCCAGGCUGCGCCAAGAUCAUAGCUCACUUGGGGGAAGUGCUAAAAAGCAGGUCGGGGGAAUAGAAGUAGGCGUGAUCGCAUCGAAUCCCCAAACCAUGAUGACCACCAAUCAACUCGAUAUGCUGAAGACUGCCAUCCUCAGACAAACCUUCUGCUGCAAACAAGAAGUGGGGACCCAGAUUCGCUUCCUAGGCUGUACUUACAAACCAGGAUGGCUACUUAUAAAAUGCGCGGAUGAGGUUACCGUUUCUUGGCUCACCAAGUGCGUAUCGCAUCUCAAUCCAUGGGUUGGAGCCAGUCUUCGUGCAGUUCAGGGGGAAGAGCUGCCCAAGCCUCAAAUUUGCAUAGCGUAUAUCCCUGACCCCCCUUCUCGUGAACGUCCUUCUCCGAGUGAGGUGUUGGCAGGUCUGCGCUUCAUGAACGCAAACCUGUCUACGUCUAAUUGGGUGGUCCUGGAGCAGCAGGUUUCGGGGCCGGGCCGUAUAUGGACAUUCUAUAUCGACGAUAGCUCCAUGCAUGGGCUGAAGUCCUUGGACAUGAUGCCCUAUUAUGGUUUCGGAAGGGUCACCUUCCGUGUCAUUGAAAAGGGCACAAAUCCUUCAAAGAUAUGGACUUGUGGAAGCACUUCUGCCUCCUCUGCGGGUCAAGUGGGGGGCGCGGGACAUGAAUCUGCCCCUACCACAGGCCCAUGCACUUAACUCUCAAAAAACCCAAAAUGGCUGGUGAAACAGCCAUUACCUUAUAAGCCUGAAGAGUUGUUCCGCCCUAGUGAUGACUCGGGUGUACGAAUUCCUUCAGGCUUAUCUACAGCGUGCCAAGGUUGGAUCAUACAAUCUUGGCAAGUCAUCCAGGAUGAGAGUAUGGUAUAUACCUCAUUCAGGAACCCAAUUGUGGAAUAAUUAAUCAAGGAGCACUUCUGCCUCCUCUGCGGGUCAAGUGGGAGGCGCGGGACAUGAAUCUGCCCCUACCACAGGCCCAUGCACUUAACUCUCAAAAAACCCAAAAUGGCUGGUGAAACAGCCAUUACCUUAUAAGCCUGAAGAGUUGUUCCGCCCUAGUGAUGACUCGGGUGUACGAAUUCCUUCAGGCUUAUCUACAGCGUGCCAAGGUUGGAUCAUACAAUCUUGGCAAGUCAUCCAGGAUGAGAGUAUGAUAUAUACCUCAUUCAGGAACCCAAUUGUGGAAUAAUUAAUCAAGGAGCACUUCUGCCUCCUCUGCGGGUCAAGUGGGGGGCGCGGGACAUGAAUCUGCCCCUACCACAGGCCCAUGCACUUAACUCUCAAAAAACCCAAAAUGGCUGGUGAAACAGCCAUUACCUUAUAAGCCUGAAGAGUUGUUCCGCCCUAGUGAUGACUCGGGUGUACGAAUUCCUUCAGGCUUAUCUACAGCGUGCCAAGGUUGGAUCAUACAAUCUUGGCAAGUCAUCCAGGAUGAGAGUAUGAUAUAUACCUCAUUCAGGAACCCAAUUGUGGAAUAAUUAAUCAAGGAGCACUUCUGCCUCCUCUGCGGGUCAAGUGGGGGGCGCGGGACAUGAAUCUGCCCCUACCACAGGCCCAUGCACUUAACUCUAAAAAAACCCAAAAUGGCUGGUGAAACAGCCAUUACCUUAUAAGCCUGAAGAGUUGUUCGGCCCUAGUGAUGACUCGGGUGUACGAAUUCCUUCAGGCUUAUCUACAUCGUGCCAAGGUUGGAUCAUACAAUCUUGGCAAGUCAUCCAGGAUGAGAGUAUGGUAUAUACCUCAUUCAGGAACCCAAUUGUGGAAUAAUUAAU
Molecule: messenger RNA, 2654 nt
Organism: Coccinella septempunctata (seven-spotted ladybird)
Lineage: Eukaryota; Metazoa; Arthropoda; Insecta; Coleoptera; Coccinellidae
Exons: 2
Coding region: 517-1581 (354 amino acids)
Source: RefSeq, a predicted model, not a curated record